Cynoglossus semilaevis (tongue sole) is the source of this 1629-nucleotide messenger RNA. RefSeq lists its product as uncharacterized. Bases 197 to 1165 code for a protein of 322 amino acids. Gene Ontology annotation, molecular function: DNA binding. Lineage: Eukaryota; Metazoa; Chordata; Actinopteri; Pleuronectiformes; Cynoglossidae. The record is from RefSeq and is a predicted model, not a curated record. The transcript has 5 exons.
CUGUGGUUCUGUUACGGCUAACUAGUUUAUCCGACGUCAUUCUGUGGCACUAGAAGGCGGUCGCACAAAGAUGGCGUCACGUUACUGCACCGGAAAUGGAGGUAUUUAUGAAUUUUAAUAAACUUGUUUUUUCUUUGUUUUUCCCCCUCUGAGCCGCGGCUGGAGCUGUGAAUGUCAGAGUCUGGUUUUAGUCGACAUGGCAGAGAAUCUAGAAACCUGCGUCCUGCAGCACCGACCACAAGGUGGAACCAGCGCCAUCGCCAGCGUCGGACCAACGGUGGUAAAAAUUGAGUCGACAUAUUCUUCCGGCGUAACCUGUGCCAACGGAGCGUCGGCUCUGAUCCCGUCACACGCCGCUGAGCUUCAUUUUCUACGUUCCAGGGUUCGAGAACUGGAGCGGGAAAAAGCUGAGCUUUCGACCGAUAACCAGAGACUAAGAAACAUGUUGGUCCACGAGAUCCCUGCACUGCUGUCCACCAUGUGGCAGACUUUGGGCCAGAUUAACAGUCACUCCACCUCCAUGGUGACAGGUGGUGGCCACAGCAGUUAUGCUCUAUAUCAACACGCCUCAUCCAGCGGUCCAGAUGGAGAAUUCAGCCCUCAGAUUCAGCAGCAACAACAGCAGCAGCUGCAGGAGGAGCUGAGUGUUGAGCUAUCAGAGUCCUGGGAUGAGGAUGAGCCAGGAGGAGCAGACCUAGGGCUGGGGAGUCAUAUGGGAGAGGAGGCACCAAUUUGUAGCCAGACUGACAUGGAGGAGCUGAGGAGGAGCUGCUCUGAAAGCCAGUGCACCGCCACCGGAAUUAUGCCAGGACAGAUGACCCAAGUGGAGGUAUAUCCUGGUUCUGGUGUACUUUGUGAUCUACGCUCGUGGCAGGCGGCCAAUCAGGCGCCAUCUCCUACGGCUAUGGCUCGGACCCUGCUGCUCGGUGUGUUUGACAUGAACACACUGAUGAACAGUAACCUCAGAGGAGGGCGGAGUCGGCGGCCGGCAUUCCAGCCACAACGAAGUGCACUUGACCCGCACAAAAUCAACGCCAUCUUUAAUGCCAUUUUGGCUCGCUUUCCUUUUGCCAAGAAAGGAGUUAUCGGCACCGGAAUCAAUUCCAAACUUGCGGAGAUCCGGUUCCGCUCCCGCAGAGCAAAUCGAGAUAUCCAGUUCCUGUGACGGAACUGGAGAUGACCACACCUACCUCAUUACAAGUUUUAAUAGAAAAUCCUGAGGGAGUUCUGCAGGAAGAGAAGCAGCACAAUGCUACACUGGGUGGACCAAUGAGACUUAGUUCCUGUGCUUCAGACUCAGGUUUUGUCAUGACGUCAGCUACAAAACACGAGGGAAUAAGUUUCACAAAACUGGCUAAGUAAAAACUCUGUAUUUGUUAAGCCUGAAAUAAGUCUGAGAUUCAAGGUGGGACUUAAGCUCCUGUAUUACACUAAGCUGUGAUAUUUGUUACGUCAGAAAUGUUGUUGUUUGUUGUUGUUAAUUUAAUGUAAAAUAAACAAAAGAUUUAAAAAAUGAUCCUGGUUCUUAUCUGUCACAAAUGUAGUGAUGAGGUUCGUUUUUUAUCAGCCAUAAUAAAAUUUAGAGAAAACAACGCACCAGCAGAGGGCGCUAUUUUACUGAACUGUUUU